AGAAGACUUUCUCAGAGGGAGAGGGGACAUUUUCUCUGGGAAGUUGCAAACAGAACAGGUCCUGGAGGAUAAGAUUUACCACCAUGCUGCCCUCCAUGGUGUUUGUGGGACUUACUGCCCUCAUCGGCAUGAGCUGGGGCUCCUACCCUUUCCCUCACGCACUGCGGCCUCAUCUGCACCCCCGCCUGUACCAUGGCUGCUAUGGGGACAUCAUGACCAUGGAGACCUCCGGGGUGCGCUGUGACAUCUCCAAUCUGCUCAGCUGCGGGAUCCGAGGUUCUGAAAUGUUUGCCGACAUGGAUCUGAACGCCAUAAGGAUCUACCAGACUCUGAUCAAAGAAGUGGGGCAGAGGUACUGCGUGGACCCUGCGCUCAUCGCUGCUGUCAUCUCCAGAGAGAGCCACGGGGGUGCUGUGCUGCAGCGUGGCUGGGACCACAGGGGGCUGAGGUUUGGCCUGAUGCAGCUUGAUAAAAGUGUUCAUCCGACUGGUGCCUGGGACAGCAAAGAACACCUUUCGCAGGGUGUGGGGAUUCUAGCAGAAAACAUUAAGGUGAUCCAGAGAAAAUUUCCCAUGUGGAACAUGGAUCAGCACCUCAAAGGUGGUCUCUCUGCCUUUAAGUCAGGAACAGAAGCCAUCGCUGCCCCGGAAGAUAUUGACUCUGACUAUGUGAAUGAUGUUAUUGCCCGGGCUCGCUUCUAUAAAAUCCAUGGCUUCUAGGCAAAGCCACAUCGGAGG
This is a messenger RNA of Fukomys damarensis (Damara mole-rat), 737 nucleotides long. It is a transcript of the gene Lyg2, whose product is annotated as lysozyme g2. The record is from RefSeq and is a predicted model, not a curated record. Gene Ontology annotation, molecular function: lysozyme activity. Bases 84 to 719 code for a protein of 211 amino acids. NCBI's taxonomy places the organism in Eukaryota, Metazoa, Chordata, Mammalia, Rodentia, Bathyergidae. Gene Ontology annotation, cellular component: extracellular region. The transcript has 6 exons. Gene Ontology annotation, biological process: peptidoglycan catabolic process; defense response to Gram-positive bacterium.